This is a messenger RNA of Pleuronectes platessa (European plaice), 5912 nucleotides long. RefSeq names its product CD36 molecule (thrombospondin receptor) (gene cd36). Gene Ontology annotation, molecular function: low-density lipoprotein particle receptor activity; scavenger receptor activity; low-density lipoprotein particle binding. The transcript has 12 exons. Gene Ontology annotation, cellular component: cell surface; cytoplasm; caveola. The coding region runs from base 3956 to 5362 and encodes 468 amino acids. Gene Ontology annotation, biological process: low-density lipoprotein particle clearance; amyloid-beta clearance by cellular catabolic process; long-chain fatty acid import into cell. The record is from RefSeq and is a predicted model, not a curated record. Lineage: Eukaryota; Metazoa; Chordata; Actinopteri; Pleuronectiformes; Pleuronectidae.
ACUGCUGCUUGUGCCCGGGCGGCUGCGGCUGGAGGAGAAACUGAGGUCCGCGGGGCACGCACUUCCGGAGCCAUCCUUCAAAACAAAAGCUGCCACUUCCUCAAACCCAAUAUUUAACAGUCAACACGUCUGUGACUCUAGAGUCCUCAGCGCUCGUCAACAUUAUCAAAUCAAUUCUAUUUUAUUUGAACAAUUUGAAUUUGUAUGGCCCAUAUUCACAAAUCACAGUUUGCGUCCUCCCUCAUUAUCUAGUGAAGUGUUUGAGUCCACAAAACCCCAUUUGGAGUUUCAGGGCUAAACAGUGUUGCAGCCAACUCCAGUAUAAUUGAAGUAAAUGAUGACCACUUGUUCAAACGUAUAGAAACCACAUUAAAAAAACAUUCAAAUGCCUCCAUACAGCUCCUGGGGCGUCGUCAAAGUGUCCAUAAGCCCUGACAUUCAAAUUCUCGCGAUUUACACCAAGUUUUAAGUCUUGAUGUCCUCUGUGAUGAGAUGCGUUCACUCGUGGAUAAACAUUCGACUAAAAUGCUGGAUGCUACACUUCCCAUAAUGCAGCUGAAGAGGGCCUUUCCUUGGAUCCAUCCUUCACAUUUAACACCUGUGUCUGUAUUUAAAGAUGGACGACACGACAGCGCCUCGAAAGUGAAGCCAAAUCCUCUCGAUUGCCCCCUGGUGGCUGGCUGCAGUACAGGUAAUAAACCCGGCCUCCCUCGUCUUAGCGAGUGAGACAUGGUCCAAACUCAAAAGUCAAACUACACGUCAAAUAAAUGUUCUCAAAGACGGCUUCUAACUUCUUACGUAUCAUGAUGUCAUGAUUGACUGACUCACGAUUUGGUCGAGCACGUGAAUCUGUCUUGUCAAAUCAAACAUGAAGCUUAGCUUUAAUUUGGUGUGUGUUGCAAGUAUUCUGAUGCUUUUAUUUUGAAGGUAGACGCCCUAACCGGAAGCUUUUUAACAGCAGAAACCAUUCAAACCUGCAGACCCACCGCUUGACGAUAACAGCUCAUCACUUCUACAUUAUAGGUUGAAUAUGUGACUUUUAUUAUUAAAUACGAUCAACAUAUUAUUGAUUAAAUUGUUGGUUACAGAAACAGGAGUUUCUCCAAAAAAAAAAAAUUAAAAACACAUUAUAUAUAUUCACAGUUGUAAUACUUACCUGAUCAUACUAAGUACAUUAUUAAGUACAUUACCUUUUAGGGAUAAAGUGUACCCUACAUUUACAUGUAUUGUUCCCAUCGUAACAUACCCUGUAACCAGGACGGUGUCAGUCCCGUCACCUUCUCAAUCAACGCUACGUGACCAAUGUUUGUGGUUUAAAUAAUUUAACCUGUUGGACAAAGUCAAACUGGAGUCAACAGACACCGGGUGAAUGCUGCUGGUGUUCAAACAUUUCCACGGAUCACACAUUAUCUCACCGAACAUCGUCACAUUUUCAUUUCAAAUUGUUUUGGGGGGGAGCACAUGCAAAUGUGAGGCUCUGACCUUUCCUUUCUAAUCCUCCGCCGGCUGGAGGUUUCCCUCCGUGUCAGCCGGGCCCUGUAACGGUUUGAGAUAAGGAGACACAGAGGGUGAAUCCCUGACACACAAAAAAAGGUUAUGUCGUCUUAUCUAUUAAAAAAAAAAACAGACAAUGAACACAUUCAUUUUCCUUGAAAAGAACAGUGUCUCCCAUUGUAAAAGAUCCGUGAGGCUAUACUUCUGCUUACUUUUAUGAGUUUUCAGGGUUUUAAUCACAAGUUUACUUUAGCUGAUCCAAAACUCUGCUGUAUUAUAUUUGAUCAACUCUUGUAUUUCUCUGCAUGUUUUAAAGCCAAACACCAGGGGGCGAUCAAGAUGCAUUGGCUUCACUUUUAGGGAUCCACAAUCGUGCCCGUCUUUAUAUAAAGUGUUUGCUUUUAACCAUUAACUUACCAUACACAAUUUCUCUAUUGUUAUUGCAUAUAUGUGUAUAUAUGCACAUUUGGCAUGAAGCCCAGUUAAUCAAAGCUUAUGUAAGUCUUUUGGUACAGUUUUAAAUAUAAUAAAUAAUAUUUUUAAUCUUUAAAGCUAGUCUCCGGUAAAUCAAUCUCUUGUUGGGAAGCCAAAGUCGCCAGUAGGACUCUCCUGAAAAGUAUAUUUCCAGUAUUAUUUCCGUAAUUCUUGAACUUUUUCAUUUUCAGAAAUUGAGGCCUGACUAUGUGAGCUUUUAUGUGACAAGACGCUGCUUAAAGGUACAGUUAGUUUAAAAGCAGGCAAAAAAUAUGAAUAAAGGAAAACACACAAAUAAGAAUACUCUUAUUAACAGCUGUGUUUCCACUGUGGGAGCAGCUGGUGGAGAAGCAGGAAGUCUCUCACAUAAAAAUGAAAUCCAUUCCCGAAUGUUGACAGUGAAGGUGAAAGACAAACAGUGGAGUUGUAAAUCGUCCCAGUGAGGUUUCGACUGGUUGACAGGUCUGUUUGUUUUAAUGAACAGAGACGAGUGUUUUGACUCUGAGGGAAAGAAAUGAACUGGAGCAAGAGCUGGUGCUGCCCUCCAGUGGUCACAGCUUGUACCUUCACAGAGCUGCAGGGACCUACAUGCUGUGCAGAGUCCAGGCUGAUAACACUGAAUGUUCAACUGUACUGAACUGCAUGGAUUUACAAAGCUAGUCAUUUAAAUUUACAAAUCAGGAGUUAGGUUUUAAACAUUAUUAUUAUUGUUAUUAUAACUAUCACAGGAAGUAGAUAGAUGGAUGGAUAGAUGGAUAGAACGGAAAAGAGGGAAAACAAUGAUAAUGAAACUCCCCUGGUCUGUGACAAAAUAUUAUAUUGUUGCCGAUCAGAAACCAUUUAUACCGAGAUUAGGAAACAACAUAAACAUAAUCUUGAGAGAUAAACAGCUAUUCAUUUUAUUGUCCCAUUAAACGACACAACCACAACACAGAUAACCUUUAUUACACACAGACACACACACACACACACACACACACACACACACGGUCAGUGCUAAAACUGCUUUGUCACUGAGAUCCUUUAUAGAUCCUCUUUCUUCAUGGGCAGGUAUUUCCAAACUGCCUGGUCCGUGUACGUGUUGGGCAUUUCUAGACUUUUGCAAUUUAGCAAAUGUCGACUUUUCCCAAAAAGUAGUUGACUGGUCGAUUAAUCGCAGGUGAUUAAGUGUUAAAACCUUUCAAUGCAACUAUCACUAUACACUCAGGUGAAGCGUACAGGCUACAGGCUAAGGGGUAAAUCACCAGUGACCCUUAGAUACAUGCCGACAAUGCAGAAGGGUUCCCAUCCCAACAACUGCUCCAACUAUGCCACCAUAACAGAGGGUAACACAUCACCUGCUAUGUGCAAAUCACAUGUCGAUAAGAACAGCUCCCCCGGCUUUGGAUCUGCUGUAGAUAAACCCACAGAUAGACAACUAGUGCACAACAGCGCACAGAUAAGUUGUUUUGAGGAGUCUGUGAAACCCCGAUAAAUAUAGGUGUGUUCUUCGUUUUCUGCUUUAUCCACCAAGGCAGCAGAGGUGAAUAGAGAUAGUGAGGAAAGAAAUGGGAGAGGAGAUCAGGCAUACUGGGAACUGAUGUCUGAUAAAUCCUCUUGAAUGCGGAUGCAGGAUUGUCCCAUGAGUCCAAUGUCCUACGAGGCCUUUCUCCCCAGACUUUUGCAGCCAUUAUCAGUUGGGUCAGAUUUGAUCACCUGCUUGGUGGGGUGAUACUCUCUCUUUCUCUCAGGUGAACUUUAAACCUCCCCUUUUCAUUAUAUAACUUCAUUUAUAAGACAGGUGCAGCAGUGUCUGUCAGCCUCUACCUGGCCUCUGCAGCUCUGUCAGCUCCUCUGAUGCUACAGACGCCUGCCUCUGCUGCCGGGGACACGAACACUGACAAGCUGCACACACACACAUCCCACCGACACAGAGACACACGGAGAACCGGCUGCUAGGCAGACAAAACAUUCGCACAGUCGCACGGAGGCAAAAACGCACAGCACCAUGGGCUGCUGCAACAAGGAGCAAGGACUCAUAGCCGGAGCCGUGAUUGGGGCUUUGGUAGCCAUACUGGGAGGGAUCCUCUUCCCAGUGGGGGACAGCAUCAUCAAGGGAACAGUGGAUAAGGAGUCCGUCAUCGAGCCUGGAACCACAGCUUAUGACACCUGGACGUCCACAGGGCCGCCCGUGUACAGGCAGUUCUGGUUCUUUGAUGUGAAAAACCCACUGGAGGUUGUGCAGAAUGGUGCGAAACCAGAGGUCAUGGAAAAAGGACCUUACACGUACAGGACGAGGAUUUAUCCCAGAGCAAACAUCACGUUCAACCCAAACCAAACCGUCUCCUUCCUCCUGCCUCUCAAUGCCGUCUUCGAGCCGGCCAUGUCGGUGGGACCAGAGGAGGACUACGUCACCUCCAUCAACCUGGGUGUGGCUGGAGCUUAUUCACUGUUUCCCAAAGGAUUACAUUUAUUCCUGAAUAAUCUGAUAAAGUCGAGCAACUCCUCCCUGUUCCAGUACCGCACAGUCAAGGAGUUGCUGUGGGGUUACACCGACCCCAUGCUGAAAAGAACCCUGGGCGCAUUUGUACCCUUCAAUGACACCUUCGAUGGCUUCUACACCGUUUACUCUGGAAAGGAGGACAUCUCACGAGUGGGGAUUAUUGACAUGUGGAAAGGAGAGAGGAGUUUGCCUUUCUGGAACGACACGUACUGUGACAUGAUCAAUGGAACAGAUGCGUCCGCCUUCCCUCCUUUUUUGGACAAAAAGAAGCCUCUCUACUUCUUCUCAUCAGACAUCUGCAGGUCCGUGUCAGCCAGCUAUGAGCAGAGCAUUGAUCUGAAAGGUAUUAAGCUUUACCGUUACACCCUCCUGGCGUCCACCCUGGCCUCCCCUACGGUCAACCCAGACAACAAGUGCUUUUGCACGAACCCAACGACCACCAGGAACUGCACCCUGGCCGGAGUACUGGAUAUCGCCCCCUGUAAAGAUUUAACACCUAUCUUCAUCUCUCUGCCGCACUUCCUUCACGGCAGUCCAUACCUGCGGGAGGCCGUACUGGGUCUGAAUCCCAGCGAGGAGCACCAUAAAACCUUCUUAGACGUGGAACCUACGACCGGGUUUUCUAUGAGAUUCGCUAAAAGAAUUCAAGUGAAUAUGAUGUACGGGCCAUCGAAAGUCAUCACGAUCCUUAACAAAGUCCAGGAUUACACUAUAUUCCCUCUCCUCUGGAUGAACGAGACGGGCGAGUUGGAUCAGGCGACGGCAGACAUGUUCAAGAAGGAGCUCAUCUCCCGUGUCGACAUGCUGGAGACGAUACAGCAGGUGCUGCUGGGCCUCGGUUUGGCCGUCUUCGCCCUGUGUCUCAUCGGCUACUGUGUGGUGAGGCGGCAACGCAGCAAGUCCGGGUUCUGACCAAUCAGGCGGACGUGUCUGUUGUGGAGCAAAGUGCAUUUAAGCUGCUGUGGCACAUCAAAGCUGUUUUUGAUAUAGACUUGCACUUUUUUUGUAAUUGUAGUGUUAUUUAUGAUGUUUUCUCCUUUGAUACCGGGAGGGGAAAUACUGUGAUUUUUUUAAAGCUAAAGAGCUUAAUUCCUUUGCCAAGUAUAAUUUCAAGUGCAAACACUGUAACAUUAACUCAAUCAGGGAUUUCUGGAAGCAGGUGUACUCAUUUUAACCGUCAGGCUCAUAAUCUGCUCAGAGGAGAAAUGUGCUCUGACGUCCUAUUAAACAGAAACGCACAUGAAUCUAAUCAAAUGUUCACGUCCUUCGCUGAACUAGAGUCUUUAAAAAAUGAAUAAAAAGCUAAGAAGUGAGUUUCUCAUUGGCUGUCAUGUUCCUAGUGUUGGAUUGUUCUGACCCCGCCCCCGCGCUCUACACCCCUCGAAGCCCAGAAUACAGGCGAGGCUGAAACAAUCCUCUGCAUUGUGCACGCUCAGGCUAAAGUAAUUCUGUUUCCUCUUUA